GUGCCCACGCGACGCAUCGUGAUCUGCAGCAUCUGCUUCUUCUUCCAGCUCCUCGCCUCCCCCUCCUCCCGCUUUCCCAACCCCCUGCCCCGCCGCUUCCCAGAUCUCCCGGGCGGCGCCCACCCCCCGUCGCGCUUCUCGCGGCGCUCGUGCUUCGGCGAUGGACGAGUUUGUCCGCCAGGCCGAGGCGUGGGCGGGCGAGGCCGAGCGCUGGAUCCGCCAGCAGCCCCCGGAGCAGAUUUACGUCGCCGCCGCCGUGGUCGCCGUCACGAUUCUGGUGCUCCUCGCAGCUUCUUGUCUGAAAUCCUCAAAAUCAAACACCAUAGUGCUCUCUGGGCUUAGUGGAAGUGGUAAAACUAUACUCUUCUACCAGCUUCGCGAUGGAUCAUCACAUCAAGGGACUGUGACAUCGAUGGAACAUAACAAUGAUACAUUUGUGCUGCAUUCAGAGCUUGAAAGGAAAGGCAAAAUAAAACCUGUUCAUGUUGUUGAUGUUCCUGGUCAUGCAAGGCUGAAACCCAAGCUUGAUGAAUUCCUCCCUCAGGCAGCUGGGGUUGUUUUUGUUGUGGAUGCUCAGGAUUUCUUGUCUAGCAUGCAAGCUGCUGCAGAGUACUUAUAUGACAUUUUGACGAAGGCAACUGUAGUGAAGAAAAGGAUUCCUGUUCUGAUAUUCUGCAACAAGACAGACAAAGUUACAGCUCACUCAAAGGAGUUCAUCAAGAAGCAGCUGGAGAAGGAAGUCAACAAGCUUCGGGAAUCGAGGAAUGCCAUAUCAUCUGCUGACAUCACUGACGAAGUCCAGCUUGGUGUCCCUGGAGAGGCAUUCAACUUCAGCAAGUGCCAGAACAAGGUGACAGUCGCUGAAGGUGCUGGUCUUACCGGCAGUGUUUCAGAGGUGGAGCAAUUCAUCCGCGAGUAUGUCAAGGCCUAGAUUCAUCCCAUCCUGAUACAAAUUAGUGUUUAUGUCUCUGCAAAAUUGCUGUCCGCGUUGCCAGACGUUUGUUGGCGUGAUGAACAAAUUCACAUCGCUAGCUUCUGACCGGUGCUGCCUCUGAACAUGAUCUGUUAUAAAAACUAUAGGUUCUGUCCUGAAUGUGUGGUUUUCACAUGAUUAUUUCAUGAGUUUCAAAGGGAA
Messenger RNA from Brachypodium distachyon (stiff brome), 1135 nucleotides. Its product is annotated as signal recognition particle receptor subunit beta. Gene Ontology annotation, molecular function: GTP binding. NCBI's taxonomy places the organism in Eukaryota, Viridiplantae, Streptophyta, Magnoliopsida, Poales, Poaceae. Gene Ontology annotation, cellular component: signal recognition particle receptor complex. The record is from RefSeq and is a predicted model, not a curated record. The coding region runs from base 161 to 931 and encodes 256 amino acids. Gene Ontology annotation, biological process: protein targeting to ER. The transcript has 6 exons.